UACAAGCCUUAGCAAGUUCUGUUCCAAACUCAGGCACCUUGACUUGGCUUCCUGUACAUCAAUAACAAACAUGUCUCUUAAAGCUCUGAGUGAGGGAUGUCCACUGUUGGAGCAGUUGAACAUUUCCUGGUGUGACCAAGUUACCAAGGAUGGCAUCCAAGCACUAGUGAGAGGCUGUGGGGGUCUCAAAGCCUUAUUCUUAAAAGGCUGCACACAGCUAGAAGAUGAAGCUCUCAAGUACAUAGGGGCACACUGUCCUGAACUGGUGACUUUGAACUUGCAGACUUGCUUACAAAUCACAGAUGAAGGUCUUAUUACUAUUUGCAGAGGGUGUCAUAAAUUACAGUCCCUCUGUGCCUCUGGCUGCUCCAACAUCACAGAUGCCAUCCUGAAUGCUCUAGGUCAGAACUGCCCACGGCUUAGAAUAUUAGAAGUGUCAAGGUGUUCUCAAUUAACAGAUGUAGGCUUUACCACUCUGGCCAGGAACUGCCAUGAGCUUGAAAAGAUGGACCUGGAAGAAUGUGUUCAGAUAACAGAUAGUACAUUAAUCCAACUUUCUAUACACUGUCCUCGACUUCAAGUAUUGGGGACCCUGCCUGAAUCUUUGCCAGUCUGAAGGAAAAAUACAACAGAAGCAAGAAAAGUUAUGAGAAGAAAUUAAGCAAAAACUGUUUUGAUGAAAACAAACUUUGCCUUUUGGUUUCUGUUUUAUCUUGUGACAUAUGAUCAUAUGCAUGAUAUGCCCAAUAUUCUCCCUGCACAUUUUUCCUUCCAUCAAACUUCACUAACUUAAUGAAGAGAGAUAAAUGCAUUAUUAGUGAAGAAUGGAAUAGCAGCUCCCAGAACUGAGCCUGAAAGCCCCCACCACCCAAACUCAGACAUUCACUGAGAUCAGGUGUGACCAGCAGCACCUCUGAAUUGUUUCUGUGAGGUGGUUUUGCUUCAACAGGAGAGCUGCUAGAGAAGCUAUGCGGUCUAGCCAAACUGUUUCUCUUUUUUCCCCCAUUUCAGCCAAUCAGAGAUACAAGAAUGAUCCUGUAACGCUGGCCAUUUGUAUGUCAGCACAGAUGGGAUCACAUCUAAUAUUGGAGCCUCAGAGAGCCAGAGCCCUUUCAGUCCUGUCAGUCUUAUUUCUCUUGUGCUCCAGAAUUCCCAUGAAUGAAAUGCAAGGGUAGAGAGGUGAAGGCAUUAGGGCAACAGAAAGAGAACACUGAGAGGGAAUGGGGGUCUGCCCAACCUGGUCACCAGAGCUGAGGGCAGGGUAUGCUGUGACCCAAUGCUCAAAGUCAAGCAGUUUUCCUUCCCCACGCCCUGCUCCCUCAACCACAAAAAGGCAGUCAUGGAGGAUGAGGGAAAUAAACUGAGUUUCUAAAGUAUAAGAAGUAGAUUUUUAAACCUUGUAUGAUUUUUUAUAGGAUGACCUUGCUUUCCUUUGGUGUUUUAGGACAUAAAUUGCUGUCCACCACUAUCUUAGAUGAUCUUCUGAAUGAUCCAGGCUGUUAAAAGGCUUGUUUCAAUGCUGCAGGUUCUACCAGCCUUAUACAAGAAUAAAAUGUGAUUUAUUUCUCCACAAUCAAAUGAAAGGGUCUUAGAAUCUGUACUACCCACCAUUAUUUAGCAUGUUAAAUUUAUUUUAAAUCCUAUUUUAUUAUGCCUUUUUAAAAGUUCGAAUUAUUGUGUUUUUCAUUCCCCCUUCCCCUAUGCUCUUCUCAAAUUACCAUAUAAAAGACAUACUUUUAAAAUUGAAACUCUCCUGGCUAUACCCCACACAUACAAAUAUACACACAUGUGCACACAUUUCCAAAUGUGGCUGGUAAUAUUCCUAUCCCCAGGUCACUCAUUCAAACAAAACUAAAAAGAGAAAUAUUUAGGAGCCAUCUGCCCUAAUGCGUAAGCUUUCUUUUUUUCAUAAUGUCCAAACAAAUUGAUUAUCAAAACCUGAUUGAUUAGUGAGUAUAGAUUUAAAUUGCCCAAUAAUUACGGCUGUUAAGGUACUUCUUUACUUAAAAAAAUACCCAAGUUUAAAAGACCCUAUUCACCACUACCUGAACAUCUUGAAAAUGCUGUUUCUCUAGUCAAAGAGUAUACAUAACCAUGUGCAGGUCCAUGUGGGCUUUCCCAGGCAACCUCUGCCUGUCAGGCCAAGAACUGUUAAGUAAGAGAAAGUCCCUGGCAUGUGCAGCACUAGCUUGUAUGUGGCCAUGGAGGAGCCUUGUUUCUUUAUCAAGAAAACUUCAGGCCUGUCAAGCUUGGAUGAAAAUACAGUUUUUAUGCCAAUCUGCAGCCUAUACCAGCUGAUGAAAUGUACCAGGACUUUGAGACCCCAGAACAUGGUAAGUUUUGGUCUGGUGGAAAUGCUUCCUGUCUCAGCAUCAGGGACACUUGAAAAUUCAACAAGCCUUCAUUAGUGUAAGAAAACUCCUAGGAAAAGCUUACUUGUCUGGCUCGGAGCACCUCCAACAGUAUGCCUUGUUUAAUGAGAAAAUAAGUAUUGAACAGACAAGAGAUUUGGGAUAAAUAAGAAGGUACCUUCAAAGUGAUUGCCAUACACUUGUAGUCAGGAGGAAUUAUUGCUAUGGCUUUAGAGAAAGUUAUUUAAACAUCUAGAUCACUUCUUUUUCAAGCAGCCUUUUCCCAACAUUUUCCAGCAUCAUUUGUGAUACAUCAGUGUCUUUAGUAUCGUUUACAGCCUCUUCAUCAUCCCCAUGAAGGUGAUUCUAGCAUUGGGGGGGUUUUUUUUGCAUUGGCUUCUCCAUUUCCUUCCUACACUAAUUCUUGCCCUCUGUAUUUAAAGCCUUCACCUCACCCCCAUGAUGCUGCUGAUUUAUUCUCAAAUGCUUCCUGUCUAGCUUCCUCUUUGGGUGGUUGUCCUGAUUUUGGCAAACUCUCCUGGGCAGCCUUGAAUUCAGUAACUGGGCGCCAGGCCAUUUUUCACUUAGUAUACUGUCUUUGGUGUUUGCGUGCUGAGUUUGAAAUGGAAGUGUUGAAUAUAAAGCGAGGAGUAGGGGGAUCUGGCUUCAUCCUUUAUUCCAUUAUUAGGAAUAUGAAAGCACAUUGUGCUUUAUGUAAAAAAUGUUUUCUCCUAUUAAAAUCUUUAGUGGAUGUAAAAGUACUCCUUUAAAUGGCUUUUAUAAAUUUCCAAACCUAUUACGUUGAUCUAACAGACAUAUAAGUCACAAAUUUCAUAUAUUCCUCAUAUCACACAUUUAAGAGGGAAAGCUGAUAUUUUCUUGCUGCUUUAUUUUGGGCUCCAAACUCUUUGAACAGUUCAAUAUAGUAUAAAGCUACAGCAGUCAAGUUCUUUCAUUUCUUCUAAUUGCCUUGUAAAAUGCAUUGUUACUAAUACAAUAGGCUGCGGAUGCCCUGGGGGUCCUAAACCAAGUAUGUGUUGUAACCCAUCUUGGUUUGAGGUUGUUGGAAGUGUGAGAGAGUCACUGGAAGGAAGAGAAUGGUUUCUCGCCUGCCUGUUUGGGCAUGAUAUCCUUAGGUGAUGGUGUUGUUUGGAGAGAAGGAAUACUUGAGAUCAUGGUCGGCCCUUGGCCAUUUAAUGUUUAUUAUUUAGACUGCUCAUGACAGCACCAGUAAGAGAGGAGCUUUAAAGGAAAUUGGUCUCUUCCGCCCUUUCCCUUCUGUGUGCAUGAUUUAAGGUGAAGUUUUCUCUCCCUAUUGUGCAUCCUGGCUGACAGACUCCUUCAGUGGUAUGCUCUGAGCCUCCGGAACAUUUUAUUAAAAGAUUUCCUUUUCUGUUAGCCCACUAUUUCUAGGAUCUUUAACCAUCUCAAACCCAGGCAAUGUGAAUUAGCUGAGUCUUGUUCAAGAAGAGAUUUUGGUUGUUCGGCAGGAUGUCUUGGGGCAGAAUCCGCCGCCCCCACUCCCACCCCUGUAGUGAUUUGGGAUGGAAGAAUCAUAAAAGCGUACAGAAUUCAGCCCCUCCUCACGUUUAUUUCUAUCAUAAAUUUUAAUUGUAAUGGAUGAUACAGAGAGCUUGUAUAAGACCAUGUCAAUAGGGUAUAAUUAACCCAGAUAAUUUGGGAAUAAAAUGUGGCUGUCUUUGCUAUAUCCAGAUGCCCUAACCUAACAUCUUGAUUCUCCAGCAAAGAACCUGCCGCUCUAACCUUGCGCUCUCGCUUGGGACAAACUUAACUGCCUGCCAGAAACUACCAUUUGAGGCAAGUGCAUGAAGUGCUUCUGCAGCUCUCACUCUCAAGGCAAGUCUACCUAUUUUGUCCAUUUUUAUUCUUAGGAACAUCAUUUCUGCAUCUCUGAAGCUUUUGAUCCUUAGGGAAGUCAGUAAAAACCUCUCAGCUGCAUCUGAGUGAAUCUUUGGAGCCCAGGAGUGUUACACUUAAUUUCUAGCAGGAAGUUUUUGGACAAGCUUACAUGGGGGACGUUAAGAGAAACUCCAUAAUGUACUUCUUGCAUCUCUGCCUCAUGUGUUCUGAGUAAGCCUGGGAAGAGUUUGAUACACAGGUGUUGAUGCUCAGUGCUUCCUCAGCCAGGGUGGUUGACCUCCCUUUUAGGAAAUAUAAUCAUGAGCAACCAAAACUGUAUCAGUUGGACCUAUCUCUGUUUUUCAGCGUCUUGUUUUGAAGAAUUGGGGUGGGAAAAUAGUAAACGAGAUUCAAAGUAGAGAAAAUAAUCAGUUCUGAAGUACUUUGCUUUGGGUACUUGCAUCUGUCCUGAAUAUGUAGAAACAGCUGUAUCACAUGUGAGUAGAUUUACUUUCCUCUCCAUCCAAUGAAUUCUAUGCCCCUCUUACUGGCAAGGAAGGCUUCUACUUUCACACACACAACCAGAGUCGUCAGAUGGGGAUCCGCACCAUGGAAAGAACCACCAAUGUAUCCCAGCAGCUUCUGACCACGGUUCUCCGCGGGGCAAGCGCAGGUAGGCAGUAAAUGAGAGAAUCCCUACCCAAAGAAGAGAUGGGAGAAGAGAGGUGUCCAGACACAUACCUUUUUUCCUCUACCACACCCGAAGAACACAGGAGAAUCUUUGAAGUAAUGUCUUUUUUAUUAAAGUGGAAGAAGAAAACUGCCCCACUAAGUUUCGCUUGUCAUUGUACUACGUACUGAUUCAAAUCUGAACCCCACUGCUGCUCACACACACGCAUGUGUUUCUUACCUUAGCCUAACCCUUCUCUGCCCCUGAAGUUAUUGUUCUGUUUGGUUUUUCUUUUCUUUUCCUUUUUUUAUGGCACUAGAGAAUGAGAACGUAGUCUUAGAAAAUCCUAACUUGAAAAGGAGUUUCUAACUGGCAUGGUUUGGUUAAUUUACCUAUUUCCCUCUAAAGACUUGAACGAUUUUCUUUCCUAGUGCUAUAUAAUAGAUCUGUAUGUAAUAAGUGAAACCUUUGCUGCUACUUUUCUGGGUUUACAUUAGUUUUUUCCCACCCUGUAGAAUAGUUUCUCAUCUGUGCUUCUCUGACGACUGUUAAUUUCUAGUAAGUGCAGGAAGAGGUGAGCUUGAGAUUUCUUCUCCUUCACACUACCCACAAAUUACACACUAACCUCUAACACACAAGACCAUGGGAUGGGGCUCAUCAGAAGUACUUGUGUUUUUUCUUACCAUGCUGCAGCUCUUGUAGCUGGCCCCUGAGGGUCUGUCACUACUCAGUCCAAAGGGUUACUGUAGAAAGAGAGGCCUUAAUUUUGCCUUUCUCCAUUUCUGUUUAAAGACAACCUUCAGAUGCCUCCCACUCUGGCCGCCUCCUUUUUCCUCCCAGGAAUUGUUUCCCAGUAAACUGCCUGGGGCAUUUCCCAACUGCUGUCCUCACCUUUGCUCACUUUCCAGUGACCCUGAGAGCACAGACCUGAGAAAUACGGCCUGUGCAGAGCUCAGAGAACUGUGAGGGCCACCCCUGCCUGUCAGACUCUGGGGACAGAGAUGGACGGUAAAUGGUGCUGUGGGAUAAAUUUUUAUCUUCAAACAAGGCUGUUUAAUCCCUGCACCACACCCACCCACCCCACUCCAUGCCCUGAGGGGGUAAAAUGCAGAGGGUGGUUGGUUGGCAGGGUCUGAUCGCAAACAUCACUCUCUGGCCCUAAGCCUUCUCCAGCCAUCUGGCCUUCCCUGGAGUGCUUUGGCAUGCAGGAGCUGCUGCUUGUUUCUCCACCAGGCUUGCGCCUAUGCUUAGCCAGUCCCUGGGGCCAACACAGUUCCCUACGUGGUGACCUAACACCAGGUUCCAUUAGCUGUCCACAGGACUGUGUUUCCACCCAACACUUGGCGCUUGAGAAUGGUGGGGAGGGAGGGUUAUUUAAAAUAAAUAAAAUCCAAGGUGGCAGUAGAGGGUUUCUUUUGCUUUAAAAAUCUUUGGACAAAAAAAAAAAUUUUUUUUGUUUUUUAUAUAUAAAUAUAUAAAGUAAAUUGUUAUGUAAUUAUUAUUGUUUCCUGUAUGUUCUAAUUUUGUUUUAUGAUGUAAUUAAAGGAAAUAAGCUGUGAA
Molecule: messenger RNA, 6441 nt
Organism: Manis javanica (Malayan pangolin)
Lineage: Eukaryota; Metazoa; Chordata; Mammalia; Pholidota; Manidae
Source: RefSeq, a predicted model, not a curated record